AUGCCGAAGCCACGAAGCCGAAGUCACGAAGCCGAAGUCACGAAGCCGAAGUCACGAAGUCAAAGCUACGAAGCCAAAGCUACGAAGUCAAAGCCACGAAGCCAAAGCCGCAAAGCCGAAGCCAAAGCCACGAAGCCGAAGCCACGAAACCAAAGCUACGAAGUCAAAGCUACGAAGUCAAAGCCACGAAGCCAAAGCCGCAAAGCCGAAGCCAAAGCCACGAAGCCGAAGCCACGAAACCAAAGCUACGAAGUCAAAGCUACGAAGUCAAAGCCACGAAGCCAAAGCCGCAAAGCCGAAGCCAAAGCCACGAAGCCGAAGCCACGAAGCCGAAGCCACGAAGCCAAAGCCGCGAAGCCGAAAAGCCGAAGCCACAAAGUCGAAGCCAAAGCCACAAAGCCGAUGUCGAAGCCACGAAGCCAAAGCAACGAAGCCAAAGCAACGAAGCCAAAGCCACAAAGCCGAAGCCACGAAGCCAAAGCUGACGGAAAAGCCGAAGCCAAAGCCACGAAGCCAAAGCCGACGGAAAAGUCGAAGCCAAAGCCGCGAAGCCGAAGCCACAAAGUCGAAGCCAAAGCCACAAAGCCGAAGCCGAAGCCACGAAGCCAAUGCUGA
This is a messenger RNA of Megalopta genalis, 615 nucleotides long. The record is from RefSeq and is a predicted model, not a curated record. NCBI's taxonomy places the organism in Eukaryota, Metazoa, Arthropoda, Insecta, Hymenoptera, Halictidae.